This is a messenger RNA of Acanthopagrus latus (yellowfin seabream), 2409 nucleotides long. RefSeq names its product ankyrin repeat and BTB (POZ) domain containing 1 (gene abtb1). Gene Ontology annotation, cellular component: cytoplasm; ubiquitin ligase complex. The transcript has 12 exons. Gene Ontology annotation, molecular function: protein binding. The record is from RefSeq and is a predicted model, not a curated record. Bases 1 to 1431 code for a protein of 476 amino acids. NCBI's taxonomy places the organism in Eukaryota, Metazoa, Chordata, Actinopteri, Spariformes, Sparidae.
AUGGACGUGCACGACUUGUUUUCUAGUUGCAAGAAGGGCGACAUCUGUAGAGUCAGAUACCUUGUUGAACAAAGAGAUGUGGACCUCAAUGUAAGAGAUAAAUGGGACAGCACCCCGUUGUAUUACGCAUGUCUCUGUGGCCAUGAGGAGGUGGUCCAGUACCUGUUGGGGAGUGGUGCCAAGUGUGAAGCCAACACGUUCGAUGGUGAGAGGUGCAUGUACGGCUGUCUGAGCGACUCCGUGAGGCGCCUGCUCAAAGACUAUAAGUGUGUCAGCGUCCGUGCGAUGCAGCGGGAUGAUUUUAACUACUUCCUGCACAUGUUGUUGGAGCAGGGUCAACACAGUGACGUCAAGUUCCUGGUCCACGGGCAAAUGUUCACGGCCCACCGAUGUGUUCUCAGUGCACGCUCGGAGUACUUCACCAACAUGUUUGAGAGCAAAUGGAAAGGGAAGAACCUGAUCACCCUCAAACACCCUCUGGUGAACCCUGCAGCCUUUGGAGCCAUCCUACAAUAUUUCUACACAGGACGAAUGGAUAUUGAUAUAAGCCUUGUGGAGGACUCAAGACGACUAGCUAAACAGUGCAAAAUGGCAGAUCUCAUGGAGGCGCUGGAGAAUAAAUGCAAACAGGUGUAUGAAUAUGUGUCCAACAAGCCAGGAAUCUGUGUGAAGGUUCUCAGCCUGGAGCCUCACACCUGUCAACUUCAGGAGGAAAUGGCUCAGUUAGCAGACUGUGCACUUCCCACUGAACUAAGAGUUGGAUUUGGUGAACUUCCCUUUAACAGAGUCGACCGCUUCCCCACCUAUCCUGACAUCUGCUUCAGGGUCGAUGGUUAUGAUUUCUUGUGUCAUAAGGCAUUUUUCUGUGGACGCAGUGAUUAUUUUAAAGCCUUACUGGAGGACCACUUCAGUGAAGGAGAGCUGCUGCAUUCCCAGCCCAGCACCCCAGUCAUUACUUUACACAACAUUUCCCAUGACAUAUUUAUCCACAUCAUGUAUUACAUAUACACCGAUUACACAGAGCCAACAACAGAGAACGUGUAUGACUUGCUGUGCGUGGCCGACAUGUAUCUGCUGCCGGGGCUGAAGCGCCUCUGUGGGAAGACGCUCGCUAAGGCUAUAUGUCAGGACAACGUUCUGCUCAUGUGGAAGACCGCAAAGCUUUUCCGUCUCUCUCGGCUGGAGGAUCACUGCGCUGAGUUCAUGGCCAAGAUAAUUGAUCGGCUAGUGGAGCAGGCCGAGUUUGCCGAGAUCAUCAAAGAGGAUGCUCAGAUGGUGGAGCAGCGACACACGACAGACUCCGUCCCUCUGGUGGACGACAUCCGCUACCACAUCGCCAGCAACGUGCAGACCUACAGCGCCAUUGGGGAGGCCAAUCAGAAGCUGGAGGCCCUGGAGGAGCUGCUCUCCAGCAUUAAUCUUGAUUGCUGAGGGGCCGGCAGGGAGUGUGGUUUGUGGCUGCAGCUGCUGCGGAGUUUGAGGUUUUUUAAGGUGGAUGCUUCAGGAGGGGACGUGGUGCAAAAGUCUGUGGUUAGAAAACAUAUGUCUCUGUAUGUUUGUAGGUUUUAUUAACAGUAUGAUAUAAGGAAUAUAUAUUUUCAAAGGAUGCCCUUUUGUUACAGGGACGUUUUCAGUGGAAGCUGUUUAUGUUGUCUCUUGAAAGUUUAUUUGUAUGAGAUUCGCUGAAAGAUAUUGGCAAUGAAGGUUGUGGAUCGUGGAUUAUGUACUUACAACAGAAUAUAGCUCAAUUGCGCACAUUCACCUUCGGAAUUAUUUAUAGCUGGUAGAUUUUAGACUACCUGAUGAUUUGGCUCUUUUAAAUGUACUUUUGCCCAAUAAGCACCAGCCCUCCAUGACAUUUUAUUUUUAUGCUCAAACAAAGCUAAACAAGUACUUGCCAUACUUGUUACACUGACACACACUUGAAAACUAUGCCUAAAAAGACGAACAGCACAUCAUGCUUCUUCAUCUCAAUAAAGAAUAGAGAAUAUUUUGAACCUCUAACUUCUUAUUCGAAGUGAAAUUAUAAUUUUACAGCAUAUUUCAUGUACAGCAGCAUGCAAAUUCUGUGCUGGAUAUAGUGGCAAUACUUCUGCUUGCUCUUCGACCCAUAACAUUCCUCUAUUGUGAACACUUACUGGCCUCUAACGUACCUUAUUCCUGUCCUUUGUUUAAACUUGAAAUGGAAAAGGAUAUAUCUUGUGCUGCCUUCUAAGACAGCAAACCUUGCCUUGUGUGCACAAGAAAGUAAAGCUGUUUCAAAAUUGUUUGCAUGUAAAAUCUACCAUCAAUGAAGAAAUUUGUUUUAAUUUAUUGCAGAAUAUCUCCCAUUGCUCAGUCUCAACCUGCUGUUAUGAAAAGUAGAUAUAUUACUGCUUUUGUUAUCAGCAAUUAAAUGUGGUAUUGCAA